AUGGACCUACUACUCGGAAAGGUGACUUCACAGGCGAUCAACUAUGCCAUCAGAUCGGGCAUCGCCAUCACGGCGUCCUACGCCAUUAGACAGUCCAACAAGUUGCUCAGCAAUGCACCAAGAAGUGCCGUCAAGGACGAACUCUACGCUCUCCAACAGCGCCUCCACCAUAAGAUCCGGAUCAUCUCGCCUGCCAUCGAUAUGAUCGAGCUCAUUGCGGCCAGAGGCAAUACCUCCCUAGAGUCCGCCAUUUCCCUGACCAAAGAACUCCGGCUCGAGAUCCAAGCACUCGGACAACGCCUCGCCAGUGCCGCCCAGGCGUCUGAGCAGGACUCUCGUACGUCUCAAACCAGCGCCGCAGCAAGAUCACAGCACGAGUUGGAGCUGAAAGGCAUCACCAUCGAUAUCAAGACCUUGCUCAGCCGGAUAGAGGACGCUAUACCCCUCAUCAAUCUCGCCAUCACUACCUCAGGGGUCAGUCUGUCCUCGAAUCUUCCUCACACGGUCUCGCCAUCAAGACUGCUACAAGCAAGCACCUUUCUGACAACCGGGGAUACUCAGUAUGCCAUGUCACCGCACACUGCAGUGCAGAUCGGACCCACCUUCACCUUGACUGUCUACAUGCUCUUCGCUGGUCAUAACAGACCACAGUCGGAGGACGAAAUCCGCGAAACUACCUGGAAGGAAGUAAUGCACAAAGCACGUGUCAAGCUGCGACGAGUUCCACUGGAUGUAGUCCUCAACGCAAGCCCUGGGUCUACACCUCUGGCCAGCUCCGAAAUCAACUCCUCCGACGAGUACGCCUAUCAGAUCAUGAUCAUCGAAGACCUAGACGAUGACCGAGCACACGACUUCGACGACGGGCAAGCACAGCCCGGACCUUUCGAAGACGUACCCCUCGCUGGCAUCCGAGAGAUGAUUCCCAUCCACGAGAUCUCCAAGAUCUUCUACGCCGACACGAGCAAGGUCCUCAACAUCGGCACAGAUGCUGAAACCAACCAGCCCGUCCUGUUACUCAAGCGUGACCUGAAUGCAGUUCCGCCGCGUCGCACGGCGGAGCAAGAAGCCGAUGAAGACGGCACAGAAGAUAAUCCCCACAGUCCCAGUCUGAAUGGCACUCACAAACUCACGACCGCACAACCAGACCCCUGGCGUCUCCCACCCUCUCUCGACCCCGAAUGGAUGGCCUUCGAAGUCUACACCGAAGCCGCUCCGGACGACGACCUAUCCGACGACUUUGGCGACGUCACAGACACCUCCCUUGCCGGCAUACAGCCCACUCGGUCCCUCGACGAGCACAUUGCUUCCAUGCACAUUUCCUCUCCCUCUCCCUCAUCUUCCGACAAUUACGCCUUCACUCAGUCUCAGAUCUCAACCGCCACCGCACCACCACCGCCACCGCAGUGGCAGAACAAGAUCGCGACCUCCCUCUCCCUCCUCGAACUCCUCCUGCGCCUCACUGCCCUCCAGCAAUUCCAGCAACAAUCACAUCUCUCCAUCACAGACGAGCUACUCAACUUCUUCCUCGAAGAGUCAGCCUCGACAGGCGCAGGCGGAAACGAAGCGUAUCGACAGGCGGUCAGACAGGAUGCCAGACGGCGGGUGGGUUGGGAUCCGUAUGAUGAGAGUCCUGUGAAGAGGAGGGGAGAGGAAUACAUUCAAUCAAAUGGCGAAGAUGGCGCGUAUGAUGGGUGGAGUCCGCUGCAACCUGGAAGUGGUAGCAGGAGAAAUAGUCCGGCUCCAUACCACAAUGGCUAUGAUGGCCACCGACCGAAUGGCAGACCAAGCCUGACCGGACGGCCCAGCAGCACUAGCAGUGCCGGAGGAAGUCGCAGACAGAGCUACAACGACGGCUGGAUCCAAAGCGGCCCCCAGACGACGCGAACAAGCACGCCGCGUCUCGCAGAGACCAGCAUGCUGAGUCCGCCUCCCUCCGGAGCAAGUCCGAGUCCGCUGCAGAAUAAGGCACCGAAACAGCAAUGGCUCAGGAGGGACAAUAGCCUCGAGCAGCAGGGUCCAAAGAACCGCGGCAGCCCGUUGAGGCCUAUGACGGGGCGAAGCGACGAGGGUCUAGGGACGAGUCCGGCGAGUGUAGAUGCACAGGAAGGGCCGACCACGAGAAAUCCUUGA
This is a messenger RNA of Cyphellophora attinorum, 2130 nucleotides long. RefSeq names its product Ran-specific GTPase-activating protein 30. The transcript has 2 exons. NCBI's taxonomy places the organism in Eukaryota, Fungi, Ascomycota, Eurotiomycetes, Chaetothyriales, Cyphellophoraceae. Gene Ontology annotation, cellular component: nucleus; cytoplasm. The record is from RefSeq and is a predicted model, not a curated record. Gene Ontology annotation, molecular function: GTPase regulator activity. The coding region runs from base 1 to 2130 and encodes 709 amino acids.